ACUAUAAAUCUCACGCUACACCAGCUCUUCUUCAUAUAACACAUUUUCAAAACCCAAAACAAAACAAAAAAAACUUCAUUCAUCCUCUCAAAGGAUCAUAAAUUUUUCCAAUAGAUUUAAAAAAUAUCAUCACCAUGUCUAAGGUUCAUCCUGCAGAAAAACCAUGCCAAGAUUUGUUUUUAGAACCGGAGAAUGAAAAACAGGUUGAUAACCGUGUUCUUGAUCAUGGAAAAGCAUGCACGUUAACGGUUUGGAAACGGUCCAGCAUGAGUUUUCAAGGUACCGACGGGUUCACGGUGUUUGAUCCGAACGGAAAAUUGGUGUUUCGGGUGGAUAAUUAUUCAAGAAAGAAUCGUUUCGUUAACAACGGUCUUGUUCUGAUGGACGGAGUCGGCAAUGCUUUGCAAACAUUGAAACCUCAGAAGAUGAGCAUGCAAUACCAAUGGAAUGCAUAUAGAGGAGACGAUGGUUGCGGAAAUAAUCAACGGGUUAAAUUAUUUUCGAUGCGAAGCUCUUCGGUGAUAUUCCACACGGGCAAAAAUGUAGCGGAGAUUUUCAUCGGAGGGUUAACGAAACAAGGUAGUCAGAAGCCAGAUUUUGUGGUGGAGGGUUCAUUUAGAGCUCGAGACUGCAAGAUCAAGACCGGUGACGGAGAUUUGGUAGCGAAAAUGUCCCGGAAAAGAGUAAAUAAUACUACGGUUUUGCUGAGCGAUGAUGUGUUUAGCUUGGUGGUGCAGCCUGGUUUUGAGACACAGCUUGUUAUGGGAUUCGUAAUUGUAUUGGAUCGGAUUAGUAAUAAGCCGUUUGCUCCUGUUUUAUGUUCUUGAGUCUAUUGUGUAUACAAAAUUAUUAGUGUAUAGAAUCUUUUACACGUAAAUUUGAUUAUAGAUUGUUUUCUCUA
Molecule: messenger RNA, 901 nt
Organism: Mercurialis annua (annual mercury)
Lineage: Eukaryota; Viridiplantae; Streptophyta; Magnoliopsida; Malpighiales; Euphorbiaceae
Product: protein LURP-one-related 5-like
Exons: 2
Coding region: 135-827 (230 amino acids)
Source: RefSeq, a predicted model, not a curated record